This is a messenger RNA of Rodentolepis nana, 1152 nucleotides long. The record is from the annotation of a GenBank genome assembly. NCBI's taxonomy places the organism in Eukaryota, Metazoa, Platyhelminthes, Cestoda, Cyclophyllidea, Hymenolepididae.
AUGUACGUUGGUGGGCCACUUCCAGGCCUGUUCUGUUUUCGCCAAGUGAAAUCUUACCGAUUGGUGGUAUGCGGAGGAGAUGGGACGAUAGGAUGGACCCUCUCCUGCCUCGACAGUGUGGGACAGGAUGCAGCUUGUCCCUCCCCACCCAUCGCUCUACUUCCCCUCGGUACCGGCAAUGACCUUGCCCGAGUUCUCCACUGGGGUGGUGGUUAUACCUCAUCUGAAGCGCCGCUUCGAAUCCUUAAAAAUAUUGCUGCCGCAGAAGAAGUCCGUCUUGAUCGAUGGACAUUGGUAGGUCGUUCUGAUGAGGAAAUGAAAGAUGAAGUAAAAGCAGCUCUGCAUAUUCAAACCAACUCUCAAAAUACCACAGAGGACAAUUCCUUCAUGGUCAUCAUGAACAACUACUUUGGAAUUGGUAUUGACGCUGAUCUUGCUCUGGAUUUCCACAAUGCCCGAUCGGAGAACCCCUCCAAGUUCAAUAGCCGACUACACAACAAAUCGGUAUACUUUAAGAUUGGUCUUCGAAAGAUGGUAAACCGGUCGACAUGCAAGGACCUACAGAAGAAAGUGGUGGUUGAAGUAGAUGGAAAGGUGUUGGACUUACCACCGCUUGAAGGUAUUGUGGUACUCAAUAUCCUAUCUUGGGGCGGAGGAGCUAACCCAUGGGGCCUUGAAAAGGACGAGACUUUCGUCAAGCCCACUCAUUAUGAUGGACUUCUUGAGGUGGUGGGAAUCUGUGGAGUUCUGCAUAUGGGUCAGAUUUAUUCUGGUCUUCGAUCGGGAAUUCGUCUCGCUCAAGCUGCCCAUUUAAAAAUUAUAUUAAAAUCUGAGUUGCCAAUUCAAGUUGACGGUGAACCCUUUGUUCAACCACCGGGUCAAUUAACCGUUCUUCGUUCUGCUCUAAAGGCAACCAUGUUGAAACGAGUGAGCAGAAUAGAUUCCAGUAAAAAGAAUCGCGCGGAUGAACGAUACAAGUCUCCUCUUAGAGUCCCACCACCGCUGUCAACAAACAUGAUGUCAAUACCUUCUUCCCCGCGAUCUACAAUGUCCUCCAGCUUUGCCGGCUUCAGCGAUGACGAACGACUUCAGAGUACGGAUGGAGAUGCUGACGAUGAAAGAGAAGAGAUCGAUAUCAAUUUUUCGCCAUAA